This is a messenger RNA of Durusdinium trenchii, 792 nucleotides long. The record is from the annotation of a GenBank genome assembly. Lineage: Eukaryota; Dinophyceae; Suessiales; Symbiodiniaceae.
AUGGGGCUGGUCUUGGGUGCCUAUGGCUCCAAAGGGCUAGGCGCUAGCCACUUCGAUACGCCUUGUGGCAUUGUUGCUGACCGAGAGAACAAGGUUGUUGUCUCUGACUUGCUGAACCAUCGCCUACAAGUCUUGAAGUUCAACCCGAGGACACGCGAGUUGGUGUUCCUGCAGACAGUGGGCUGCGAAGGAGGUGGCCCAGGUCAGUUCUUUUUUCCCAAAGGGCUUGGCCUUACUGAGAACGGAGGGCUGUUGGUUUGUGACUCCGCAAACAACCGAGUGCAGAUUUUGGACAUGGACGGCUUCAAGUUCAUUCGAGAGUUUGGAUCAUAUGGCUUUGGCGAUGGGCAGUUUGACGCACCUUUGGCGGCCACCAUCACCUGCACCGGUGAUAUCCUUAUUUCCGAUGGGAACAAUCGCAUCCAGGUUUUUGACGGGAAGGGCAGCUUCCUCCGUUCCUUCGGCGUCCGUGGGAAGAAGGACGGCUUUUUCCACUAUCCAGUCGGCAUCGCUGUAAACGAUGAAAAUGCCCUCUUUGUGUGCGACCAAGGGAACCAUCGCAUUCAGGUCUUCAAUGCAUCUGAUGGCAGCUUCAUCCACAAGUGGGGAGGCUGCAAAAAGAAGAAGGAGCCGCCAGCGGAGGACGAGGGGCCUCCACCCGAUUCAGAUGGUGACGAUGAUCCAAAACCAGAUGAAUGGCAAGGCUUGAGGUCCCCUGCCGGCAUUGCAGUGAAUGCCAGCGGCAUGAUCGUGGUCACAGACUACCACACACAUGGCAUCUACGCUUUCUGA